AUGGCUCAUUACAAUGAUCAAAUCAAGAAGAUGAAAAACCAUUCAAAUAGCUUCUUAUAUCUCAAGAAGAUCACUCAAAUCCUCCUCCCACUCUCCCUUCUCUCUCUCUUUAUCUCCCACUCCUCUUUCACCUCUCUCUUUCUCCAAUCCUAUGACUAUCUCAACUUGAAUUUCUACUUCAAAUUCAAACUCUUCACCUACACAACUGAGAGAAAUUGCAUCUUUCUCCUCUGCAAUGGGAUUCUUGUCUUCAUCAUACAGUCAUCCGGCCUCAUUAGCAAGAUAACGCCCCUCGAUUCAGGCCCGAAAAUGGCAAGAACACACGAUGAUCGGACCGAGAAAAGUGGCGUUGAAGACAGCAAGAAAAAGGGUGUUGAGAAUGUAGAAGUUCAUGAAGAAAAAAUCAAUCUUGAAGCAGAUUUGGCUGAGGAAGAUUUGCAGGUAGAAAAAUGGGAUGAACAUGAUGAUGAAGAAGAAGAUGAUGAAGGGUUUGAUACAGAAGAAUUGAAGAGGAAAUGUGAAGAUUUUAUCAAGAAAGUAAAGAUGGAAAUUCAAAGUGCAUGA
Salvia splendens (bonfire salvia) is the source of this 564-nucleotide messenger RNA. RefSeq lists its product as uncharacterized. The record is from RefSeq and is a predicted model, not a curated record. Lineage: Eukaryota; Viridiplantae; Streptophyta; Magnoliopsida; Lamiales; Lamiaceae. The transcript has a single exon. Bases 1 to 564 code for a protein of 187 amino acids.